UUUAUAUAAAUUAGAGGUUUCCACAUUCCUCUGCAAAUGGCGACUCUAGUGGUGGCGACAACCGCCGAUCCGGCGUCGAUCAAUCCGGCAAAAGCCCUUCUGGCAAUGCCCGGGUGGAUUCGUGGCCCCACCCUCGAUGGCGGCAUCAGGAGCUUCCUGAACGGCGAAUCCCUUCGACUGUUGGAACAAGACAAAUUCAUCAUCGAAGAAGACGACCUCGACUUGCGGUGGGAAUCCGCCACCGGUGAGACUGUCUCCGAGCUCCUCUUUCUCUCCCGCCACGCCGCCGCCUCCACCCGCCCUGCUCUCACCAUCCACCCUAUCGGGGUUCCUCAUUUGAAGGAAGGAGAUGUUCUUCCCCAAGGGGGAAGGCCGGGAUGGGCUGCGCCGCCUUGUCCCCGUAUAGGGCCUUGGCUCAUGCUUUUGAAGAAGCUUGCUCAAUCCCACAACUUAGUACCUGAAUUUGAGAUUACAUUGGAAGCUACUCAUCAUGGACCUGUAACAUCUAAGCCAGCUAUGUUCAUUGAGAUAGGUAGCACGGAAGAAUACUGGGGAAGAUUGGAUGCUGCUCAAGUUAUUGCUCAAUUGGUAUGGGAGGGACUUGGUCGCGGAGCAAGUCCGACUGUUGGAGUUUGGAGCAGUUCGACUGAAAAGAAGAAAGUGCUGCUUGGUCUCGGAGGAGGACAUUAUGUACCCCGUCACAUGGACAUAAUUCUAAAAGAGGGAACCUGGGUCGGCCACCUCAUAUCUGGAUAUUCUUUGCCAAUGGAAGAUCCGGGGAAGGCAAAAUUAAGCGAAGAUAUUGGAGGGACGUGGAAACAAGCCAUCCAAGUUGCUUUCGAUGCUACAAAAGCAGCCUUCCCAGGUGGGGAAAUCUUGGCGCAUCUUGAUCACAAGAGUUUCAAGGGCUGGCAAAAGAAUGCCAUCACAGAGUUCCUCAGCAAGCAGAAUAUAAAGAUCGGUAAGCCCGUAGAUUUCUGCUGAUCCUUAUUUAGGUCAUUUGGUCCAAAUCCUAGAAUUUUUUUAGUAGGUUCUGAAACUAGAAUUUGGCAUUAGUUUCUCUCAUAUUUUUCUAACAUCUGGUUUUUAUGAACCUAAAAACAUGUUUUAUUCUCAAUUUUUUCCUGAUCACAUACCAAGUGAAGGGAAUGAGUUGGUAUUUUCUAUUUGUUUAUAGUUUGGGCUUUUUGUAACAAGAAAAAAUAAAACAGACAAGCACAAACUUUGGACAUUGUGGCUUUUCAUAAAAAAAUGUAAUGGUAACAAUUUUAUCCACAAUAUUUCUAA
This is a messenger RNA of Salvia splendens (bonfire salvia), 1287 nucleotides long. RefSeq names its product D-aminoacyl-tRNA deacylase (gene GEK1). Gene Ontology annotation, molecular function: D-aminoacyl-tRNA deacylase activity. The record is from RefSeq and is a predicted model, not a curated record. Gene Ontology annotation, biological process: D-amino acid catabolic process. The transcript is spliced from 8 exons. Bases 37 to 984 code for a protein of 315 amino acids. NCBI's taxonomy places the organism in Eukaryota, Viridiplantae, Streptophyta, Magnoliopsida, Lamiales, Lamiaceae.